UCUUGUUACGACAGUUUUCAUUCGACCGAACGAACGUUAAGGGACGUCGUUCGUCUCUUUGUGCGGCGCCUUUAAAGGCCGUGCAUCUAUUAAAUUGAAUCACAAAAAAAGAAAAAAAAAAAGUGAGAAAAACGAAACGAGAGAUAAUACAGAAAAGGAUUAUUUAACGCAACAGUGUUUUACGUUAAAAAGAGUAUAACGAGGUUAGGAUAUCAAGAUUAGAGUUUAGCGGAUCGUUAAGUCGUCUAAUCACUAAUAGAAUGCUCAAAAUCGUGAAAGCCGGCUGUACCGGCUUUAAGAGACUUCAUACAAGCAGCAAGAAACAGCUGCAACCUUUGCCUACAUCGAAGAAGUUGAGAUCGUUGAGAUACAUGGACGUUACUUUUGGAAAUGGUUUAGAAUUAGAACGAGCUCAGACACGCGAAUACAGCUUCAUUCAUGACAGUCAUUACAUGUACACGAAAGAUCAAGAUCAUGCAUCAAAUGCUGAAGAUGUACUCUUUGAUAUGUUCAAAAACGAGGAAACUGGUCUUCUCUCGGUUGGCAAGUUUCUCGCUGCUUUGAGGGCGACCGGUUUAAGAAAAAAUGAUCCUCGACUUCAAGAAUUUUCGGACAAUUUGAAGAAGGAACAUUCGAAAAGUGGAGGACAUGAAGGUGUGUCAUACGAGACGCAGAGAUUAGACAGGGAACAAUUUAGAAGAAUCGUAAAUCCGAACAUAGUGUUAAUAUCACGAGCAUUCAGGCAUCAGUUCAUUAUUCCAGAUUGGCAAGGUUUCACAAAACACAUAGAAGAUUUUUAUUGGAAAUGUAAAUCGAAUACAGAGGGCAAGGUUGCUUCGUACAUUCCACAGUUAGCAAGAAUGAGCCCGGAUUAUUGGGGAGUCUCAGUUUGUACGAUAGAUGGUCAAAGGUUCAGUAUCGGAGAUACCUCAAUUCCGUUUACGUUACAAAGUUGCAGUAAACCAUUGACAUACGCGAUAGCUUUGGAUAGGCUAGGACAAGAAGUCGUUCAUCAGUAUGUUGGUCAAGAACCAUCGGGAAGGAAUUUCAACGAGCUCGUUUUGGAUUACAACAAAAAACCGCAUAAUCCGAUGAUCAAUGCCGGUGCUAUAUUAGUUUGCUCGCUCUUGAAGUCUCUCAUAAAACCCGAAAUGACAUUGGCGGAGAAAUUCGAUUUUACUAUGAAUUAUUUCAAGAGAUUGGCAGGAGACGAAAAUUUUGGUUUCAACAAUGCAGUUUUCUUGUCGGAACGUGAAGCCGCCGAUAGAAAUUAUGCUCUCGGCUUUUAUAUGAGAGAACACAAGUGUUACCCAGAUAAAACGAAUCUCCGUGAGAUCAUGGACUUUUACUUUCAAUGCUGUUCAAUGGAAGCAAAUUGCGAAACUAUGGCCGUAAUGGCGGCGACAUUAGCGAACGGUGGUAUAUGUCCUAUUACUGAAGAGAAGGUCCUUAAACCGGAUAGCGUUCGAGAUGUACUUAGUCUGAUGCAUAGUUGUGGAAUGUAUGAUUACAGUGGUCAAUUUGCAUUCAAGGUUGGAAUACCAGCAAAAUCUGGAGUAUCUGGAAGUCUCCUUGUAGUUAUACCAAAUGUGAUGGGUAUCUGUACGUGGUCGCCACCUUUAGAUCUUCUUGGCAAUUCUUGCCGAGGCGUACAAUUUUGCGAGGAACUCGUGACCGAGUUUAAUUUUCAUAGGUACGAUAAUCUGAAGCACGCGACCAACAAGAAAGAUCCGAGAAGGCACAAGUACGAAACGAAGGGUCUAUCCAUAGUCAAUCUUCUCUUCAGUGCUGCCAGUGGUGAUGUUCCUGCAAUGAGAAGACAUCGAUUAAGUGGUAUGGACAUGACAUUGUCCGAUUAUGACGGAAGGACAGCUUUACAUUUGGCCGCUAGCGAAGGUCAUUUGGAUUGCGUUGAAUUCCUGAUCGAACAAUGCAACGUACCUCAUGAUCCUAAAGACAGAUGGGGUAAACGACCAAUAGACGAGGCGAAAAAUUUCGGUCACAUGCAGGUCGUAGAAUAUUUAAACAAUUAUGCGCUUGUGCACAAAACUGAACGCGAGCACGUGGAAAAUAAAGAGAACGAAGUGAAUGAGGAAAAGUCUUCUGAAAAGAUCGGCCAGUCACCAUUACCAUAAAAAGGAUUUCAUCAAUUUAGAAAUUCAAGGAUAUCAACGCCAUAAAAAUCGAAAGAGUCAGAAUUAAAGGGAAACAUUAAUUACAUAUCGAUGAUAAUCAUAACUGACGUUGAUGAUCUUUGUUCGUAUUUCAUUAUUCUAAAAUGUUUUUAUUUGCAUAAAUAAUUAUUUCAAACGAAAGUUCAAAAUGUAUUAAUUUCGAUGAGUUACGAACAUAUUCGAUAUAUCAUCGAUUAGUUCAUUGUUCAGUUCUAAAUGAUUAUUAAUCAAUUAUUUUUAUUCAUUAAUUUUCUCUCGAAUCAAUUACUUAAAAAAAAAAAAAAAAAAAAGAAAAAAAAACGCCUAAAGAUAGGCAACAGAGUAUACUUUGUCGAUAAUAUUAUUGCUUUCAAAUUAGGAAUUUAAUUCUUUUUUUUUAUAUUCAAGAUGAUAGAUAAAAAAGUAAUAUAUGUAUGUGAAUAUAAAUAUGUAAUAGAGAAGCUUAUUCUGUCGAUGAACAUAAUUCAAAAUGUAGAGGAUAUAUAUUUACCAUGCUAUUUACAUUAUCGACCUAGUAUGAAGGAUUGCCUAUUUCCAGGCGUAAUUCAAAUAGAUCAAUGAAUUUAUAAGUUAAUAUUAGUAUUUCCUUUUUUUCAAAUUUUUAUUCAAUUUGAUUAAAUUCUAAAGACUUAACUGGUUUCAAAUUAUUUAAAUUAAAUCUGAAAUUAGAGUUCGAUAGAAAUUUAAAAGAUUUUUCUAACAAACUAAACAGUACUUUUUCGUCUACCUCUAUUAUCAUUAUCAGUAUAACAAUACGAAUCUCUUUUAUUUCAUUAUUAAAUCAAUUUCAAUGAGUUUCAUUGAUUUAUUAUCACUUACUCAGUAUUCAAUCACGUACUGUCAGUAUUUGUUCGUUUUCUCUUUUUGUUUUUUUAUUUAUUCGUUGAUUUAUAGAUUUAAUUUCUCAGAAGCGUCCUUUUCUACGCCUCUAUAUAUUAUUUACGAUAUAAGAAAUCGAAGAAGAGAGAUAAGAUAGGUGUGAUGUCAAUUUUCUCGUGAUUACACGAAUACCUCUAGUACAGAGUAGAUUUAUUAUUAAUAUUAUUAUAGUUAUGCUAGAUAUAUAUAAAUAUUCGAAAUCUCUCUCUCAUUCUAAUUGCGAAUAUUACCUUUCAUCGGAUUGUAUAUGUGUAUAAACAAAUAAAUAUUUUGUUGAAGAAGAACAAAAAUGACAAUAAUAAGGACUAUACGGGCAUACGAUCGAAAGUUUUUUGAUGAUCUAUAUUUCUGAUAUUAGGUCAAUUAUUUUACGUGCUGGCAAUUAAUGUUUUUGAGAUAAUAUUAAAAAUGAUUCCUAUCGUAGCUAUCGUAGCUUCAACUCUUCGUAUAUUCUUUUUUUCGUGUUCUUAAUAAUAUUUUUAAGAUAGAUAUUAUUUGUAUAUUUACAUAAUUAUAUGUGUUUAUCGAUUCAUCUUCCGUUAGAUCUAAUAACGUUUAAUGGAAAUACGACGAUUGGAGAAUUCUCUUUUUUUUUUAUAAAGCGAUUAGAAAUAAUAAUUUAAUAAAAAAUACAAAUUAUUUAUAAAUGCAAUUGAAAUAUCUUUAGUAAUAAUUAGUAACAAAAGAAAAAAGAAGAAAAUUAAUUUAUUUGAUUAAAAAAAAAGAAGAGAAAGAAGUAACAUAAACAAUUAUUGUCUUUAAUCUAACGGUAUAAUGAAUUCUUAGGAAAUAUUCAUUUAUGUAAUAUGAAAUAUUUUCAUAUUUUGUGAUGAUAUAUAUAUGUAUGUAUCUAUAUGUAUAUUAUAUGGACAUUAAUUUCAGUAUUAGUAAACUCAAAGUUAAGUUCUCUUCUUAUACUUUAAUACUCAAUAUCUCGCUUUAUAAAUGCAACUUUCUUCAUAAUUUUAGCGAUUCGAAAGAGUCGAUCAUUUCGCUGUUAUAUUAUACUUCUUAGAGAAGUUCAUUGUAUCGAUGCAAAAAAAAAGAAAGAAAGAAAGAAAAAAUGGAUGAUUGAUAUGAUCGAUCCUAUUCCCGAUCAUUAUUCGAUCAUAGAUCCACUUAUGUAUUUGCCGAGUUUACGAAAUAAAUAUUAUCUAUGAGA
Molecule: messenger RNA, 4215 nt
Organism: Vespa crabro (European hornet)
Lineage: Eukaryota; Metazoa; Arthropoda; Insecta; Hymenoptera; Vespidae
Gene: GLS
Product: glutaminase kidney isoform, mitochondrial
Exons: 12
Coding region: 261-2135 (624 amino acids)
Biological process (GO): L-glutamine catabolic process
Molecular function (GO): glutaminase activity; protein binding
Source: RefSeq, a predicted model, not a curated record